AUGACCUCUUCAGGUGUAGAUGAUCAUUAUGAUUAUAUCUGGAAAAUUGUCCUGGUAGGAGACUCUGGUGUGGGUAAAACAAACUUGCUGUCACGGUUCACCAAGAAUGAGUUCCUCAGUGAGAGCAAAAGUACCAUCGGUGUGGAGUUUGCCACAAGGCAUGUCACAAUCAAGGGCAAGGUCAUCAGAGCUCAGAUCUGGGACACAGCCGGACAGGAGCGCUACAGGGCUAUUACAGCAGUCUACUACAGAGGGGCAGUUGGCGCUCUAGUUGUCUAUGACAUGACCAAACACCAGACUUUUGACAACCUCAGCAAGUGGCUGCAGGAGCUGAAAGACCAUGCUGACCGUUCUGCCAGGAUCAUGAUUGUUGGCAACAAAUCAGAUCUGAGACACCUGCGGGCAGUGACACAGGAAGAAGGACGUGUCUUUGCAGAGAAGCAACAGUUCUCCUUCAUUGAGACAUCAGCUUUAGACUCCACCAAUGUUGGAGAAGCAUUUAACAACUUGCUGGUUGACAUCUACAGAUCCCAAGUGGAAGAUGCCAGUGUUGUUCCACCGCCCAGCACGGAGACGGUCCACCUUCCUCAGGGGGAGAGUCAUGCCACAACCACACAGGAUUCUUGUUCAUGCUGA
Candidula unifasciata is the source of this 636-nucleotide messenger RNA. The record is from the annotation of a GenBank genome assembly. NCBI's taxonomy places the organism in Eukaryota, Metazoa, Mollusca, Gastropoda, Stylommatophora, Geomitridae.